This is a messenger RNA of Cucurbita pepo subsp. pepo (vegetable marrow), 2805 nucleotides long. Its product is annotated as serine/threonine-protein kinase STY46. Gene Ontology annotation, biological process: protein phosphorylation. Lineage: Eukaryota; Viridiplantae; Streptophyta; Magnoliopsida; Cucurbitales; Cucurbitaceae. Gene Ontology annotation, molecular function: ATP binding; protein serine/threonine kinase activity. The record is from RefSeq and is a predicted model, not a curated record.
CUCAAAUUUCAAAAUCUUUAUGACGAAAUUGCCCUCCAUCUUCACUUCAAAUUACCAAACCAGUCCAUCUUCUUCCUCAAGAUUCUUCAGCAGUCAAAGAUCCUCUCUACUGAGCAAUAAAUAUCCUAAUCUUCUUCUCUGCCUUUCUCCUCCAAUUUUUCCCUAUCUCGCUAUCUUUCCUAAUGGCUUUUCCUCGUCUCUGUUGAUUCCUUGGUGGAUAUGGAUUUCGUUGAAGGUGUUGGAGAGAGUUCUUCGCCGCCUCGAAGCUUUGGUGCCUUCUGUGGUGUCCACGAUAUUCGGAACGAUGUUUAUACUCGGUUGGUUGAGAGUGGACAUGAGGAGGCCGCUUCUAAUCCACUGUUUCGUGAGAACUUGGAUGCACACUUCAAUCGCUUGCCUCCAAGUUAUGGACUUGAUGUUAACAUGGAAAAGGUGGAAGAUGUUGUGUUACAUCAAAAUCUUCUUUCUCUAGCAAAGGAUCCAGAGAAGUGCCCUGUUUACCACAUUCGCUUUCUCGAGCACAUAUGUACUAAAACAGAUGGCAAUGACGAUGAAGAACUUGAUAGUAUUCUUCUAAGUGGUUCAUCUAAUGAGGCAGCUGAUAAAAGUUUUCCAGUGUCACACAAGAGAAUAAGGGGCAAUAUACUUGACUUUGAGCCUUGUUCCAAGCUUGAGGACUUAAAACUGGAUGUUAGAAAGAACUCAAAGGCCAUGGAUGGGAGAUAUCAUAUGGAAAGUUUUUCUAAAAGGCAGGGUAUUUCACACGUACCGGUACAUGAAGUGAUAUUUUCAACUGUUGACAAGCCUAAGCUUCUUAGCCAGCUGUCUGCUUUGCUUUCUGAUAUAGGACUUAACAUUCGAGAAGCACAUGUGUUUUCAACAUCUGAUGGUUACUCCUUGGAUGUAUUUGUGGUGGAUGGAUGGCCUGCUGAGGAAACUGAUGGCUUGUACGAAGCUAUGGAAAAAGCAGUUGCUAGAUAUGAGGGGUCGUGGUCUGGUUCUUCACACUCUCAUUCAGCAGUCAAGAAAGCAUUAGACGCCCAGACAAAAUCAGCAGAUUGGGAAAUAGAUAGACGGUUGCUGAAGAUUGGAGAAAAAAUUGCAACUGGAUCUUGUGGUGAUUUGUAUCAUGGACUAUAUCUUGGUCAAGAUGUAGCUGUCAAGAUAUUAAGAUCAGAAGAUCUAAAUGCUGAUUUAGAGGAUGAAUUCAAUCAAGAAGUGGCAAUUCUCAGGAAGGUCCAGCAUAAAAAUGUAGUUCGUUUUAUAGGUGCAUCUACAAACUCUCCACAUUUGUGUAUAGUAACAGAGUAUAUGCCUGGAGGGAGUCUUUAUGAGUACUUGCACAAGAAUCAUUGCGUGUUACAGCUGUCGCAACUGCUGAAGUUUGCUAUUGAUGUUUGUGAAGGAAUGGCAUACUUACAUUUAAAUAACAUUAUUCAUAGAGAUUUGAAGACAGCAAAUCUGCUAAUGAACACUGAACAUGCAUGCCCUCUUGUUGUGUUCAAGGUUGUAAAGGUGGCAGAUUUUGGUGUCGCGCGAUUCCAGAGCCAAGGAGUCAUGACAGCGGAAACUGGAACAUAUAGAUGGAUGGCGCCUGAGGUAAUAAAUCAUCUGCCGUAUGAUCAGAAAGCAGAUGUUUUCAGUUUUGCGAUUGUGCUGUGGGAACUAGUUACAGCAAAGGUUCCUUAUGAUUCAUUGACACCGCUACAAGCUGCCCUAGGAGUAAGACAGGGACUACGCCCGGAUCUUCCCGAAAAUGUGCACCCUAAAGUAUUGGAUUUGAUGCAAAGAUGCUGGGAUGCAGAUCCGGUCAAUCGGCCUCCAUUUACUGUGAUAAAAGUUGAACUUCAAAAUCUCCUGGAAGAAGUUCAGAUGUGUACAAAAUAUGAAGAAAAUCAUGCAGCGGUUAAUGGGAGCUGAUGUACUUGUAGAAGGUGCAGUAAAUCAAUUCGGCUUUAUCCUGAAAUCAUGCGUGAAUUUUGGUAAAGUGUUGUUUAGUGGUAAAGGAGAAGUCUUUAUUGAAUGUAAAAGCUGGGAAAAGUGAUAUCGAUAGUUUCCAAAUUGGCUGGCACCACCUUUUUCUAUGAAGCAAAGGGGGUCUAGGGAAAAGCAGUGUGGAGCUAGCUAACAAAGGAAUCAAUGGUUUGUUUUAGAAAAACUAUCUGAAGUUGCAGGUACUCAAUUUACUCAAAAAGGGCAGAAAUUAAUACAAAUUGAAGUGUAAGAUAUCAUCCUUUUAUUGAUUGUUUCGAUUGCUAAGAAUGGGCAAUCAUUGCUUCACUUCAUCAAGAGUAAGCUUCUAUCAGUGGUAAAUUACUGAUUUCUGUACUUGUUGAUUAUUAAUGAAAGAUAAUCUCGAUCUCUAUUGAUUUAUCUCUUUGUAAUUAAAAUUAACAGUCGAAGGUAAGGGAAAUUUGGGAGAUGAAGAGAGAGUAAGAUGAGCUCUAAGUUUUACAGGGUUUAAUGUUGUUAUUGAAAGUUCUAGAGACGACUUGUGCUCGUCCCUAAAUGGAAUGACUCUCUUAGUGACGUUGACCUGCAUUCCCAUGUCUGCUCUUCUCCACUGUAAACUCAAGACGUUGGUUUUGUCAAGAUACUGACUCUUUUCUUUUGAAGUUUCGAGGACUUAUUAAAAGUUUCCAUUUGGAUAAUUUUCACUCUAAAUUGUUAUGAAUUAUUGGUAGAAGAAGAGUUGUAAUCAAGUUCAGCUAUUUGAGUCGAUCAAACUUGAUUAUUGUAGCAGCCAUACUAAAAUGGAAAUGGUGGCCAAGAUAUAUGAAGCCAACUUUGCUUCGUGAAUGUUUA